Staurois parvus is the source of this 369-nucleotide messenger RNA. NCBI's taxonomy places the organism in Eukaryota, Metazoa, Chordata, Amphibia, Anura, Ranidae. The record is from the annotation of a GenBank genome assembly.
AUGCAGACUGCUUCUACGAACAUCUGUGAAAGACUGUGCAAUAAGUCCAUCCGUGAAAUGUCCUUGUUAGUAAACAUUCCACGGUUAACUGUUUAUGAUAUUAUAACAACGUGGAAGCAACUGGGAACAACAGCAACUCAGCCACAAAGUGGUAGGCCACAUAAAAUGACAGAGCGGGGUCAGCACAUGCUGAAACGCACAAUGCGCAGAAGUCACCAACUGUCUGCGGAGUCAAUAUCUAAAGACCUCCAAACUUCAUGUGGCUUUAAGAUUAGCACAGCAACAGUGUGUAGAGAGCUUUAUGGAAUGGAUUUCCAUGGCUAAGCAGCUGCAUCCAAGUCUUACAUCAACAAGUGCAAUGCAAAGCUU